AUGGUGAUGGGGCAGAGCGGGCUGGGGAAGUCCACGAUGGUGAACACCCUCUUCAAGUCCAAGGUGAGCCGCAAAGCCUCGCAGCCCGGCCAGGAGGAACGCAUCCCCAAGACAGUGCAGCUCCACUCCAUCACCCACGUCAUCGAGGAGAAGGGUGUGAAGAUGAAGCUGACGGUGACGGACACGCCAGGCUUCGGGGACCAGAUCAACAAUGAGAACUGCUGGGACCCCAUCAUCAAGUACAUCAACGAGCAGUACGAGAGGUACCUGCGUGAGGAGAUCCUCAUCACUCGCAAGAGGAAGAUCCCAGACACCAGGGUCCAUGGUUGUGUCUACUUUGUGCCCCCCACGGGUCACUGGCUGCGCCCACUGGACCUGGAGUUCAUGCGGCGGCUCAGUAAGAUCGUCAACGUGGUGCCGGUGAUCGCCAAAGCCGACACCCUCACCCUGGAGGAGCGGGCAGAGUUCAAGCAACGGGUGAGGGAAGGGCCCCAAGGGGCUCCCGGGGCGGGGGUGCCGGCGAUGCCACGGGGUGAGCGAGCUCCUCUGCACCCCCAGGAGAAGAUCCCCUUCGCCGUGGUGGGGGCGGACCAGGAGCACCAGGUGAAUGGCAAGCGGGUGCUGGGCCGCAAGACCAAGUGGGGCAUCAUCGAAGGUGAGGGGAGCUCCUCCCACCCCCA
Molecule: messenger RNA, 680 nt
Organism: Merops nubicus (carmine bee-eater)
Lineage: Eukaryota; Metazoa; Chordata; Aves; Coraciiformes; Meropidae
Product: neuronal-specific septin-3-like
Exons: 6
Biological process (GO): cytoskeleton-dependent cytokinesis
Cellular component (GO): septin complex; cell division site; microtubule cytoskeleton
Molecular function (GO): molecular adaptor activity; GTPase activity; GTP binding
Source: RefSeq, a predicted model, not a curated record